Exophiala aquamarina CBS 119918 is the source of this 786-nucleotide messenger RNA. RefSeq lists its product as uncharacterized. NCBI's taxonomy places the organism in Eukaryota, Fungi, Ascomycota, Eurotiomycetes, Chaetothyriales, Herpotrichiellaceae. The transcript is spliced from 3 exons. The record is from RefSeq and is a predicted model, not a curated record. The coding region runs from base 1 to 786 and encodes 261 amino acids.
AUGCAAGGCGUGGUUGGAUGUUCGAUGGCCACAUGCACAGUCAGCAACUUAUUGUCCACGCAAAACGGGACCCUGUCCUAUUGUGAUGUUCCAGUAAGAGAUAAUUCCUUGGUUAUAGAGGUCGUCAGUGGUGUCUUCGGCGGUCUGGCUUUUGUAUUCGUCGUCCUACGGAUGUUCACACGCGUGAGCCCGUUCAAGGCCAGAUUUGGAUGGGAUGAUGGCCUGAUCCUUGCAGUGACAGUAUGCUUUGCCCAAUGUUCCCCUUGCCCUCCGACUAAUUGCACGAACCUUGGCUACGGAAGGGACAUAUACACCAUCCCACCAGACAAUAUCACGCCAAUUCUCAAGGUGAGCAUUAACUGUUCCUUGUUCCCCGGUUUACCCGUUGACACUUGGCAGUGGUUUUACGCCGGGGAAUCCAUGUAUGAUUUCUGUAUCUCGGUGACCAAGCUCUCGAUCCUAGCGUUCUACCUCCGAAUCUUUACCGACCGAACAUUUAAAAGGAUGACUUAUGGUUUGAUGGGUGUGUGCACUGCAUAUCUCUUCGCGACCAUCAUUGCCACGAUCUGGCAAUGCACGCCUGUUUCGUACGUUUGGACUAGCUGGACUGGUGAAACCGAAGGACAUUGCAUUGAUGUUUUUGUCUUGACCUGGAUCGCAUCGUCGAUCAACAUCCUUCUAGACGUUCUCAUCAUCCUGCUUCCGAUUCCCCACCUUCUGAAGUUGACGCUGUCACGAAAGAAGAAGUUUCAGAUCGUGUCCAUGUUCUGUGUUGGGUUGUUGUAA